Molecule: messenger RNA, 1577 nt
Organism: Jaculus jaculus (lesser Egyptian jerboa)
Lineage: Eukaryota; Metazoa; Chordata; Mammalia; Rodentia; Dipodidae
Gene: Slc35f4
Product: solute carrier family 35 member F4
Exons: 8
Coding region: 1-1458 (485 amino acids)
Cellular component (GO): membrane
Source: RefSeq, a predicted model, not a curated record
AUGGACGUCAAGGCGGCCCCCAACGGGGUGGCCACCAUCGAAGACCGCAUCCUGCGGAUCACCGGCUACUAUGGCUAUUACCCCGGUUACUCCAGCCAGAAAAGUACCUCCAGAUCAUCAGUCACCAGAUGUAAGCCAGGAGCCAACUGCCCCAGCUCACAUAGCGGCAUCAGUAGACAACUGUCCCCUCUGCCUGUCACUGAAGAUUCUUCUGCUCCUAUCCUUGAACUUCAGAGCCGAGGGUCCUCUGGAGUUUGCGGACAUAGAGCUGAGAGGCCCAACAGAUCAGGGGAUGACGGGACACAGACCCACACUGAGAACAGCAGCCCAGAAAACAGAAUCAAAGCUCGCUGCCUGUCCUGCACGUCCGUGGUUCUCAAGGCCAUCUGGGGACUCUUGAUCAUCUUGUCAGUGUCAUCGUCUUGGGUUGGAACCACACAAAUUGUAAAAAUUACUUAUAAGAACUUCUACUGUCCAUUUUUCAUGACGUGGUUUUCAACAAACUGGAACAUUAUGUUUUUCCCAGUCUAUUAUUCGGGUCAUCUUGCCACUGCUCAAGAAAAGCAAUCUCCAAUGAAAAAAUUCAGGGAAUGUAGCCGGAUUUUUGGUGAAGAUGGUCUGACAUUGAAGCUCUUUCUUAAAAGAACUGCUCCCUUUUCUAUUCUAUGGACUUUGACAAAUUACCUAUAUUUGCUGGCGUUAAAGAAGCUGACGGCCACCGACGUCUCUGCUCUGUUCUGUUGUAACAAAGCCUUUGUCUUCUUGCUGUCGUGGAUUGUCCUGAAAGACAGGUUCAUGGGAGUGAGGAUAGUUGCCGCAAUAAUGGCUAUUACUGGCAUCGUCAUGAUGGCCUACGCAGAUAAUUUUCAUGCUGACUCCAUCCUAGGUGUGGCAUUUGCAGUGGGGUCAGCUUCUACGUCUGCAUUGUAUAAGGUCCUGUUUAAGAUGUUUCUUGGAAGUGCCAACUUUGGCGAAGCUGCACACUUCAUCUCCACCUUGGGCUUCUUCAAUCUGAUCUUCAUAUCCUUCGCCCCCGUCAUCCUGUAUUUCACCAAGGUGGAGCACUGGUCGUCCUUCGCAGCUCUGCCCUGGGGUUGCCUCUGUGGGAUGGCCGGGCUGUGGUUGGCCUUCAACAUCCUGGUGAAUGUGGGCGUGGUGCUGACUUACCCGAUCCUCAUCUCCAUCGGCACAGUGCUCAGCGUGCCUGGAAAUGCAGCUGUGGACCUCCUGAAGCAGGAAGUGAUAUUCAAUGUCGUGCGCCUGGCUGCCACCGUCAUUAUCUGCAUUGGGUUCCUGCUGAUGCUGCUGCCUGAGGAGUGGGAUGAAAUUACCUUGAGAUUCAUCAACAGCCUGAAGGAGAAGAAGAGUGAGGAGCAUGCGGAGGACCUGACUGACACCAGUGUACACCUGCGGAGCAGGAGCAGGGCCAAUGGGACAGUGUCCAUCCCACUGGCUUAAGGACGGGCACAUUUUGAUGCACGUGUAUGUAUAUUCUGUGAAUAUAAAAUUUUCUCACUACUUGUACACUCCAAUGACAAUAUCAACUCUGAAUUUGGAUAAAUCAUAUGUAAAAUAAU